AUGCAGCCAGAUAUUCCCUACCGACAAUCCCACCAACAGGCUCCAGAUGAGUGGAAGCUAGAGCAAGGACUCGAGCCCGCGCGUCUCGGCAUUCGCAACCAGAGCAGCAUCCAGAUCAACACAGAGCCUCAUCGUCUCAACCCAAAUGACCACGAAGAACUGAAGGGAUCUGAUAUCCCUGAGGACCCGGAUCUCGACGUUCAAGAUGAGCGGCCCGGUUGGAAAGGCUAUGUUGAGUGGGAAGACUACCCAGAGAAGAAAGCCAAGGCUCACCAGCGCUUUUCGCGCUUCACAUUUCCUCCUCCGCCUGAGUUCCAGUUAGAGCCUCUUCCAUCAACGAACCCCGUCCUUGAGGGCAAGAGAUGGAAGUUGUGGCAUAAAGCUAUCGGGGGGAUUCUAGAUCAGGUUCCCCGAAUCAGUUGGGAGACUGUUCUCAAGGAAAAACACCCGGAAAUGCUUCAUCUUCUCGAGUUUCCCUACAAUGGAGAAGCGCCCAAAAGCCUCCUUACCAGAGACUACAUCAUGCCAAACGAGCUCCAUUUCGUUCGGAACCAUGGCGGCAUCCCCGACAUCGAAGCAAGCGCCUACGACAUUCGUCUCGACGGGCUCGUCAACGACCCCAAGACCCUUACCCUUGCAGACUUGCAAGACGAAUCACUCUUUCCAAGAAUUAGCAAACUCGUGACUAUUCAGUGCAGCGGCACCCGGCGCUUCGAGCAAAUCGUCGAGUAUCCAGGCGAAGGUGACGAAAUGAUCAACGCUCCCUGGGCAGAAGGCGCUAUAGGUACAGCGAAGUGGACAGGCGUCAGUCUGAAGAAAGUCAUCAAGUACUGCGGCGGUCUUAAAGAUGGUGCCAAGCACCUUGAACUCUACGGCGCGGAUACGUAUUUCAAAGGAGGCCAGUGCAUGAACUACGUUGUGUCGGUGCCGUGGUCAAAGGUCAAGGCAAACGAGGUCAUGUUGGCUUGGGAGAUGAACGACAAGCCAUUGCCAAAGAUCCACGGGUUCCCUUUGCGGGCUGUUGUUUUUGGGUAUAUCGGGGCGAGGAGUUGUAAGUGGCUUUAUCGGAUCAAGGCGAUUGAGAAACCAAGCCUUGCGCCGGUACAGAGCAGGGAGUAUUUGUACUUUCAGCAACAAACUGGAAAGCAUAACCAACUGCCCACGAUGGGCAUUCAGAUCCAGGAGAUGCCUGUCAGCAGCGCCAUCAUGUCCCCUUGGAACAAAGAAGUUGUCGUCCACGAUGGCGAGAUCGAGGUCAAAGGUUGGGCAUACUCAGGCGGAGGCCGCUGGCCCGAACGCGUAGAAAUCUCCUCCGACGGCGGCUACGUAUGGUACGCCGUGCCCAUCGAGAAUCUCUCCCCCAAGCACAAAUUCGCCUGGCGUACCUUCACCGGGAAAGUCCCCUGCGACCACGAAGGUUGGACCGAACUCGUUGUUCGCUGUUGGGACAAUAGUCUGAACACCCAACCAAAGGAGUCAAACGAAACCCCGGUUUAUACCCUCGCUGAGGGCAAGCCCGUCGAGGACCCAACCCCAUCCGUCGUCCUUCGCGGACCAAAAGUUCGAGGGGGCGGUCUCGCAUUGUUGGCAGACACGCAAUUGAUCGAGACGCUUGCUCACUUUCCUCGAGAGCGUAUUCCUGAGCGUGUUGUUCACGCCAAAGCGGCUGGAGCAUGGGGCUACUUCGAGCGCACCCAUGAUAUCACAGACUGGUGUUCAGCAGCGCCUUUCCGUCGCAUCGGCAAACAGACCCAAGUCCUUGCCCGUCUGUCUACCGUCGCUGGUGAGAAGGGAUCUUCCGACACCCUCCGUGACAUCAGAGGCUUCGCCCUCAAGAUGAAGACCGAAGAAGGGAACUGGGAUUUUGUCGGGAACGACUUACCCGUCUUCUUUAUUCGCGACCCAGCAAAGUUCCCUUCGCUGAACAGAUCUCAUAAACGUCACCCGCAGACUGCUGUUGCUGAUGCAAGCAUGUUUUGGGACUUUCACAACAACAAUCAAGAAGGCGCUCACUGUCUGAUGCAACUAUUUGGGCCAUGCGGUGUACCACAGUCUCUCAAGAAUGUAAGCGGCUUUGGAAACCAUACAUUCAAAUUUGGCAAACCCGAAGAUGGAUCUUUCAAGUACGUCAAAAUCCACUUCAAGCCUGACGAUGGCAUCAAGAAUAUUUCACAAGAGAACGCCAUUCGUCUUGCAGGCGAAGAGCCAGAUUAUCACGUCAAGGAUAUGUACAACUCUAUUGAGAGAGGUGACUAUCCGACAUGGACCAUGUAUCUUCAGGACUACCCUCUUAUCCCUGUCGGAAAGCUUGUGUUGAACAAGAACCCAGAUAACCACUUCCAUGCUAUCGAGCAAGCAGCUUUCUCGCCUUCGACACUCAUUCCUGGUAUCGCUCCGUCAGCUGAUAUCAUGCUGCAUGCGAGAAUGUUUAGUUAUCCUGAUGCUGCACGGUAUCGCGUGGGCCCAAACUACCAGCAACUUCCAUGCAAUCGACCUCUUGACGCCUACUCACCAUAUCAGAGAGACGGAGCUAUGCGUCUUGAUGGAAACUAUAGUUCAGAUCCUGAUUAUGUUCGCUCCUCAUUCCGCAAGGUCAAAAGCGGUCCCGCCGACGUCGCGCACAGCGAAUGGCCUCGUAAUUUGUGGAAGAUUUUCAAGGAUAAUGAGGAAGAUGAAGUCUUUCUGAACAACCUGUCUGGUCACGUCAACAAAGCACUUCCCGAAGUCCAGGAAGCAACAGUUCGUAUGUGGGCUAAUGUUGAUGAAGAGAUAUCGAAGAGGCUCGGAGAGAAGUUGAAGAAUUUGACUGGGGAUUUUGACCAUUCCCAAGCACCGCCGAGUCAGACUGUGUUGGCGUCGAGGCGCAAGUGA
Molecule: messenger RNA, 2871 nt
Organism: Fusarium fujikuroi IMI 58289
Lineage: Eukaryota; Fungi; Ascomycota; Sordariomycetes; Hypocreales; Nectriaceae
Product: probable catalase isozyme P
Exons: 10
Coding region: 1-2871 (956 amino acids)
Biological process (GO): hydrogen peroxide catabolic process; response to hydrogen peroxide
Cellular component (GO): peroxisome; cytoplasm; mitochondrion
Molecular function (GO): molybdenum ion binding; heme binding; catalase activity
Source: RefSeq, a predicted model, not a curated record